UGCUUGGUACUGAUCGGAUAUAAGUCUAGCUUAAAUCCGCUUUUCUCGAUUACACAAUCUCGUCAUGAGCGGCUCGCUUCCAAGCAACUCCACUUGCAUGAUUCCAACACAAUCGCGCACCAUUCUCAUCAUCGUUGUUAUGACCCUAUUAGCUGCUACAGCAAAGCGAUUUUCUUCAGCAUUCACAUCUAGAUCUAUUGCCAAACCAAAAACGUCACGCGCCAUGCACGUCCAAUCCAUUCCGAUGUGGGAGGGCACGGGGAACAAUUACGCAUAUCUGGUCACCGACGACAAGUCUAAAGAAGCAGUUGUCAUUGACCCUGCCAACCCGCCAGAAGUACUUCCCGUGUUGAAUGAGAAAACCGAAAGCGGUGCAAUCAAGUUGACAAAGAUCAUCAAUACCCACCACCAUCAUGAUCACGCUGGAGGCAAUGUCGAAAUCCUCAAGCACUUUAACCUGCCCAUCGUUGGCGGCAAAGACUGCACCGAAGUGACCACCACCCCGGACCACAAAUCACAGUUCACAAUCGGCGAGAGCAUCAAGGUAACUGCUCUCCACACACCCUGCCACACCCAGGACAGCAUCUGUUAUUUCUUCGAGGAUGGCUCUGAACGCGUCGUUUUUACCGGUGAUACCCUCUUCAUCGGUGGCUGCGGGCGUUUCUUCGAAGGCAACGCCACGGAAAUGCACAAAGCGCUCAACGAAACACUUGCUGCUCUCCCAGAUGACACCAAAGUGUAUCCUGGACACGAGUACACGAAGGGCAACGUGCGAUUUGCGAAGAAAGUUUUGGACGACGAGGCUAUCAGGAAGUUGGAUGAGUAUAGCCAAGCGAACAAGGAGACCCAGGGGAAGUUCACCAUUGGUGAUGAGAAGAAACACAAUGUCUUCAUGCGUGUCAACGAUAAGAACAUUCAUGACUUGGUUGGCCAGACUGAGCCGGUGGCAGUCAUGAAAGCUCUGCGAGAGAUGAAGGAUCGAUCUUAG
Molecule: messenger RNA, 988 nt
Organism: Periconia digitata
Lineage: Eukaryota; Fungi; Ascomycota; Dothideomycetes; Pleosporales; Periconiaceae
Source: the annotation of a GenBank genome assembly